AUGAUGUCAAGAGUCCUCGAAGCGAAGAGGAGGCAGCAGCAACAAUGGCAAAGGACCGCAAGCCCUUCAUACAAAAAGGAACCACACAGUGGCAAGACCAAUACUCAAUCCCUUUACUCCGUCAACCAAUCUGACGACGACGAAGAGGGUUGGUGUGGCAUAGCAGGAGAGUUUCCUUUAACGUUUUGUGGUGGAGGCGGCGGUGGGAGCAGUCUAGGGCUAAAAGAAGUGCUGCGAUCAUCCGUGCAGGUUCUUGGUAUGAGCAGCCUUGGUAUAACUGAAAAGAUCGUGCUUUUAGAUGGGUCGACGUUUGCUACUAAGAGAUUUAGGAAGGUGGCUGUUGGCAGGACGGAUUUUGGGAAGAGGGUGGAGAGAGUGGCUGCUGUUUGCUGGCAGUGCGAUUACUUGGUCCCCGUUCGGGCUUACGUUUAUUCGAAGAGGACCAAGCUCGUAUUAUGCAACUAUUAUCCUAUGGGGAGUCUUGCUGAUCUUCUUGCAGGAGCCAGAGACCUAGGACACACCCAAUUGAACUGGCAAAUGAGAGCAAGGAUCAUCCUACAUGUUGCGAGCGCUAUAUCCUUCAUUCAUUCUCAGCCUCUCUCAACUGAAGACAGACGCUUUCGAUCCAAUAUCCAUGGCAAUAUAAAGUCCUCCAAUGUCUUUAUUGGUACCAAUUUCUCUGCCCAUCUCUCUGAUUAUGGCUUUGCCCAGCUUGCUCGAACCAUUGACACCCCCAAUAUUGCCCGGGCAAAGAAACCUUUGCCUACCACUUUGGGGGUCGAAAAUGGCAAGAAGAAGCGUUCGCAAAAAGAGGAUAUCUUUGAUUUCGGCGUGAUGGUUUUCGAUGUAUUGGGUGGUGCGAGGGCACCUCAUCAAAUACACUGCAUCGUCGAAAGGGUGGAAGAAAUAAAAGCUGGGACUUGCCAUUUUUUCGAGUACUUUGUUGAAGGGCAAGCGAAGGUUCAAGCAUUGAGAGUGUUGGAGGUGGCCUUGGCUUGUACUCAUGAAUCCCCUGAGGCUAGGCCCUCUGCCGAUGAGAUACUUGCCAUGCUUACUGAUGCUCUGAUGUUUGAACAUUGCCUGGUAUGGUUAUACAUUUGUCAUCUGCAGUACAAACAGCUCGAAUCAAAGCUAAUGCUGACUACGCACAAGGGUGCAAAGUCGGACGAGGAACAAGAUUGCAGUGGAGAUCACACACACCAUCUGACGAAUUCGACAAAGUUUGAGGUUCCUGAGAAAUCAAAGGCAUCAGUUGUCGAAGUGAAAGAACUAUCACAUCAAGGAUCAAGCCACCAUCAGUUGCAUACAUGA
Asparagus officinalis (garden asparagus) is the source of this 1311-nucleotide messenger RNA. Its product is annotated as probable inactive receptor kinase At5g58300. NCBI's taxonomy places the organism in Eukaryota, Viridiplantae, Streptophyta, Magnoliopsida, Asparagales, Asparagaceae. Gene Ontology annotation, biological process: protein phosphorylation. The transcript has 4 exons. Bases 1 to 1311 code for a protein of 436 amino acids. The record is from RefSeq and is a predicted model, not a curated record. Gene Ontology annotation, molecular function: protein kinase activity; ATP binding.